This is a messenger RNA of Penicillium diatomitis, 339 nucleotides long. RefSeq lists its product as uncharacterized. The coding region runs from base 1 to 339 and encodes 112 amino acids. Lineage: Eukaryota; Fungi; Ascomycota; Eurotiomycetes; Eurotiales; Aspergillaceae. The transcript has a single exon. The record is from RefSeq and is a predicted model, not a curated record.
AUGAGAAUCUACCGUGAGAGCCGGUGUGAGGACCCUCUCGCCAGCGUCGAUUCAACUCGAGCUUACUCGGUGUCGGUCGACGCUAAACACACUAAGCUCAGCGAGGUCUCACUCCUGUCUCGGAGGGUUGAGCCGGCAGAGCAACGCAACCGUCAGGUCAUUCGCCUUGUCAACGGAGAGUCCAAUCUUGAGAUCAUCACGGAAGUCCCAUCAUGGAGAAUAGGACGCGAUCAGGGCGCCAACCUGAUCGGCUUCCGCUGGUCAAGGACCGUCCAACCCCGUCUGGUAAUGACGACCGGCGCGUGGCUUGGGUCCAGUGGGCACCUGGAUGGAAAGUGA